Molecule: messenger RNA, 402 nt
Organism: Strongylus vulgaris
Lineage: Eukaryota; Metazoa; Nematoda; Chromadorea; Rhabditida; Strongylidae
Source: the annotation of a GenBank genome assembly
AUGCUUCGUCGAAUUCAGAUCAGAUGGAGCGUCAAUAAUCAAUACUUGGGACAGGUGGGAAGAUAUUUUCAUGAUGCUUUCUAUGGAAUCUGGGGUGGUGGAUUGGGUGAGCGUGUGAAACAACUCUUAAAGGAUUGUCCUGAUUGCAAAAUAUGGGUUACUGGGCAUUCGCUUGGCGGUGCGAUGGCGUCAAUAGCAGCUUCCUACCUUGCUUAUUCUGGUGUAGCAAAAGGGCAUGAUAUAAAACUGGUGACAUUUGGUCAACCAAAAACCGGUGAUACUAACUUUGGAAACAAUCUUACCAAAAAGGUACCCUAUUCGUACCGAGUUGUUAACAAUCGCGACCUCGUCGUUCAAGUGCCUCAAUGGUAUGAUCAUCAUAGUAAAGAGCCAACGAAAUAA